This is a messenger RNA of Exserohilum turcica Et28A, 1387 nucleotides long. RefSeq lists its product as uncharacterized. NCBI's taxonomy places the organism in Eukaryota, Fungi, Ascomycota, Dothideomycetes, Pleosporales, Pleosporaceae. The record is from RefSeq and is a predicted model, not a curated record. Gene Ontology annotation, molecular function: histidinol-phosphatase activity. Gene Ontology annotation, cellular component: cytoplasm. Bases 205 to 1128 code for a protein of 307 amino acids. The transcript is spliced from 2 exons. Gene Ontology annotation, biological process: L-histidine biosynthetic process.
AAGAGACGCGAGAUAGAGAAGCAAAAGUCAUCGGUCUGGCUGCGAAGAGUAUAUAUCCACUGUGGCUGUCGCCUUGCUUUGCGCGUGCAGCCUCCAGUCCAGCCGCGUUAUCUCAGGAACGGCGCCCCCGUUCUGAGUUUUUGCUCGUCCCAUCUUCCCGACUCGCCAUACCUACUUCGACUUUCCCACGCCCGCGCCCCCGCCAUGCCAUACUCACAUCACAGCCACUCGGGCCAGUUCUGCGGCCAUGCCACCAACACGCUCGAAGAGGUCAUCCAGACGGCGAUCGCCAAACGCUUCCAGACGUUUUGCCUAACAGAGCACAUGCCCAGGCCGCUCGAAGACUUCUAUCCCAAUGAGGCUGAGAAAUACACGCCCCAGAGCCUCGUGGACCUGUUCGAAAACUUCCUUGCCGAGGCGCACCGGCUGAGAGACGUGUACGCGGGCCAGAUCCAGCUGCUGAUUGGCUUUGAAACUGAAUAUAUCCGCCCGUCGACUCUUGGGCUCAUCCGGGGCAUCCUGGACAAGCACACGUUUGACUUCUUCAUGGGCUCGGUCCACCAUGUCCACACGGUGCCCAUUGACUACGACCGCCCAACGUACGAGCAGGCCAGGGAAAAGGCGGGCGGAACCGACGAGAGGCUGUUUGAGGACUAUUUCGAUCUGCAGUACGAGAUGCUACAGGAGCUGCGGCCGCUAGUUGUUGGCCAUCUCGAUCUCAUUCGCCUGCUCAGCGAUCACCGCGACGAUGGCUUCAAAGACAUGGGCGGCGUCUGGCAGAGAAUACAGCGCAACCUGGAAUUUAUUGCUUCAUAUGGCGGUCUGCUCGAGUUGAACUCGGCCGGGCUGCGCAAAGGUUUGGCCGAGCCCUAUCCGUGCUUGCCCAUCUGUCAAAUGUUUCUUCGCAUGGGAGGCGGUUUCGUCAUGUCUGACGACAGCCAUGGAGUCGACCAGGUAGGCACAAACUAUGGGCGACUGCUGGCCUUUGUGAAGAAGGCAGGGAUAGACCGCAUCUAUUACGUUGACGGGGCCGGUGAGCCCAAGGACAGUCGCUUUCCCAACGCGGGCGUUUCCAGCAUUGCUUUGGCCGACCUGGAGCAGCUCCCGUUUUGGGCGGCUGUGGAUUGAAAUUGGCCUCGCCGUGGCUUCGAAACCCUCGUGCUCAGGUUAGCUGGGGGGCGUGUUGGUUUAAUACGCCACUGACGAACUCUCCGCUGAACGUUUGCUCGGAUCCGACAACCGGUGCAAUCGUAGCGUCGAGCCUUCAACGGUGCUCGAGAGGGAUUUUCUUUGAUUACACAGGGCGCUCGCCGCGUCCCAUUGGAUGCCAGAUAAAACACCAAAUGUCCGCUGAUAUGGCGGGUCUGCAAAUAGAAGCCAAGGCAGA